UUUCUGUUCUGCCAUGAGCAAAAAGAAACAAUCGAAAGAGGGGAAGGAGCAAGCCAGGGAGAAAGAACGAGAACACCAGAAGAUCGGGAUUUUAUCCACAAAGCCCGCCCGCCCGAACUGAAGAAUCAAUCGCAUCAAUUCCACCGCUUCAUCGUUUCCCACGUCGUCCAUUCUUCCCUUGUCUGUCCCCAGCCGUCUUUUCUCACGUGCAGUCUCCCUGCCGCCAAACCUGCCCUUUCCGAAAGCUGCUAGUUUGGUGGUAGUCCGCGCGCGGGCGGACUGACGAAGCGAGCUGACAGGUGCCCCCUUUCCCUUCGGAGUCAAAUUUGGGAAAUUGUUGAUGUCCACAUGACUAUCAAAAAAAAUCGAACGGGCUGCUCUGUUGGCCCGGGCUGUUCUGUCACCGAGGAGUGCCCCCACACCGCGACGCACAACCACAGCAGCAGUCCACAGCCGCCUUUUGGGUCCCUCUGAGCAGCCAGCGUGAUACCGCCUUUUUUGCUUGGAUUUUUUUUUCUUUUUUCUUUCUUUUUCUUCUUUAACGCAACUAUUCGGUUCCGCUGCUCAAUAAUCCCAAUCACAAUCCCAAUCCCUCUCUCCCUCCUAGUCUCUUCUUCUGGCCGCCCGACUCCAGCCAUCCCCAUCAUUGGCCAUUGGCCUGUGCUGUCCCGUCUAGGGGGUGCCAAACGACAUUUGGGCACAGAAAACGGGCUAGCCAGGCCGGUGGAGCACGCACGCUGGCACCACCACACACCACCUCCAUCUGGCAAUUGGGCCUGACGAGCCGUCCGGAUGACCACCCAAGAGGCUUGGCCUCCACAGUACCGGUAUCCCGCCUCCGUCCGCCAGCAAUCCACCCAUCUCGGCCACCGCCGCCGCUGUGUUGGCCUGGCCCGUUCCAGGGGCAGUCCACGGGCGAAGGGGGGUUAAUCAACAGUCGAUCUAGCCGUGCAGAUCCGCUCCCAUCCCCGCAUUCUUAUCACAAUCGCUCGAAAAAAAAGGGGGAGAGAAAGGCAAAGGGCGGAGGAGGGAAAAAUCCUGCCGAGAUAAAAUAACCCUGAAGAAAGGGGAGGAAGACUAGCAGCUAAAACGACAGCAGCAACGGCAACGAACACGGUGUGCUGCCACUUUGCUCGCCACCGAUUUCUCUCUUUUUUUCUUUACAUUUCCAUUCGUUUGUUUAUUUAGCUGCUUGUCACCAUACUCGACCUUUUUCCCCCUCCUGUCGGAUGGAGACGGCCGGGGCCGUCGCGGUUGGCAGCAGCACCACCACCACCAGCCUCAAGCGCUUUGCUGGCCAGAGCGUCGAGGGACUGCUUACGCUGCGGUCACUGAUUCUCGGGGUCAAGGACAAGGAUUCACCUGACACGCCCCCGCCAAGGUCCGUCCGUAUCCUCCUCGAGUCCGCCCACCGCCUCAAGGGUGCCCUCGACAAGCUUCCAGUAUUUCUGGGACGGUUGCCCGUGGUCCUCAACGGGUCGUCAUUGUCGCCAUCAUCGUCGUCCCCUAAUUCCGCCACCUCUUCGGAUAAUGCCGUUGCUGGUACAUCCACGCUGGCCUCCUCGGACGCCCCUCAAGGCGCACACGUACCCUCACAGGGUGAGCUUCGAUUCGCUCUGGGGCCCUUGGAGCUUCAGCUCAGGGCCUGCAUGACCGAGGUCCGGCUUGUCGUCGAUGGACUUAGGACCCAAGUCGCCGACGAUUCAGGGAGCUUCAGGCAGUCUUGGAAGAAGAUCGAGGCUGCGCGUGACGGCACCUUUGAGGAGUUUGCUGGAAUCUUCAUCUCCCAGGAGCAGUGUUUGGAUAAUGUCUUCAAGAAACUCGAUCGCCAGCUGGAUUUACUUGCUCAAGGAAAGCUUGAAUCUCUCGCACAAAAUGGCGGCGUUGGUGGUAUAACCUCGGGGGCUGGCGAUGAUAAACUGUCCACAUCAGAUACGGAGGUGGCAGUCGAAGACAUCAGCUCGACCCGGUCCGAGGCUGCUGAAAGCGCCGUUGCUACUAAGGCUACGCUCACGGCAGGGAGACCCAGCCUGAACAACGGCGAUGGCAGCGGGGGCGUUAAUGGCGUGCUCGAUAGACAGCUCCAUCGUGGCUCAAAGUACCACUACUCCUGCGAGGCGGUCACCGGCAUCGACGGCGCCUCGGAGGAGCGAGAAGAUGGCGCCAUUGGCUGCAUGUACUGCGCCAGGAGCUUCGCGCACGACGACGAGACCACGAUCCACCGACUGGGUUUCCACAUCGUACGAGCCCACGGCUUUGGGCUGUGCAAUCUAAACUGCACAUUCGAGACGAGAUCCGAGCUUCUCUGCCAUCUCAAGUCUUUCCAUGCCUGGUCCCGCGGUGGUAGAGGCGACCAAGGCGGAGCGGAGGACGCCAUCGUGGACCGCUACUUCCUCACACAGAAACGGUCGACUCCCAGAAGCACCAGGCUACUUGGUCUUGAGGAUAGCGAUGUACAUCCCCCUCGCGGCAUGAGGGAGGAUGGCGAGGAGACGGGCUUGUUGAAUUUGCUGGUGCUCAACGAGAUCCUGCGCGUAGUGAAUCUGGACGUGAAGAUGGACGCGCCCAGACCGUCGGCGACAACCUCGGACCCGGGAGAGACCGAGCUGGCACACGAGCUGUGCCUUGCACUUUCUCAGCUAGACAGGCUGAGUGCGGAUGCACGCGUGAAAGCCACCGCGGCGGCGAUGGCGGGCACGAACAGCGCAUCGGUCUCGGCCACGACCACUGAAGGGGAGAAAGGCCAGGCCGGUAGCAGUGGAUCGGGCCCCGCGGGUCUCGGGAUGGAGGUCGACCUGGAUGAACUAGUAUACCACGCUGCUUGUGUGCAGCAGGAGCUAGCCGUUUCCAGUGGCGGCGAGGAUGUGCUCCGGCACGAGGCAUUAUACUCUGCGGAUCAGUACCGUAUCGACGACCUCGUGUGCAUGUACUUCCCUCCGCGCGCCUCGCCCGAUCGCCACCGCGCUUGGUACGUCCGUCCCGUCGAAGCCGGUUCAGGUGUUCCCGCAUCCAUUGUGACGGCCUUCAAUACUAGCAUAAAGGGGCUGGGGCUCACGAGGCUCGAGCCCGCGGGGCCGCUCCGUACCUUCCGCGAUGCGAUCCGCGCACUGGGCCGGGCUCACAUGGAGACCACCGGGGCCAAAACCUACAUGGCAAUCAUGCCGCAGUUACUGCAGGUCUCGAAAAUCCUGUUGCGGCAGGACAGGCGGCCGCCUGCCGCACCUACGCACUCGAUGGGCUGGGCCGGUGACGGCUCCCGGCAGGUCAGGAUGGUACCCAUGCGCUCUAACACGAUGCCACUGCUCCACCAGCCGAUGCAGUCGCGGUCGCAACAGCGGCUGCGACAGGAGGAACAGGGACAACAGGAGCUGCGCGCAGCGAACCUGGAUCUCCUCCUGCGGAUACAGCAGCGCGACGCGCAUCGGCCUGCUACCACGACGAGGGAGCGUCGACUGCGAUGGAUCACAGACGGUGGGCUGAACUGGUGGUUUCUCGGAAUGCUGGAGCGAUCUGCUUCCUUUCGACGGCUCGUGCGCAGUGGCAAAGCGUUUCCCAGCCCGGCGGCGGGCUCUAGCAGGAAGUCCAGACCAAAGCCCGGGGAUUCCAACGGCGUCACGGCGGACGCGAGCAAGACGAAGCCGGCACCGUACGCCUGGGCUGUGGCUCUCUUGAGCUCUGCGGGGCUACCGCAGGGCGGUGGUCCGAGGAACGGCCGAUCGAACAUGGACCGAGCUAUCAAUGGGAAUGGGAACGGCAACAGGGUCGCCAGCAACGGCGACCUGUCACGGACCCUCAACAUCCCCAGGGGCCCUACAUCGCCCGCGAUGAGCCUUGGUAGGGCUGACCGCGGAUCAGGUUCAGAAAGGUCGGUUGGAAUAAACCACCUUCGCCCGCAGGCUGGUCAAGCGCAACAGCCAAGGCAGCAGCAGAAUUCGCUACAGCAGCCAGCCCAACAACAGUCACUCCUGGCCCAACAGCGGCGUUACGAGGCAGAUCAGCUCGUUUCGAGGGAGAAAGGGAAGGAGAAAGAGGGCAUUGUCGACCAAGGCCUUCCGAGGACCUUGCCCAAUGGGAUCAAGGAGGAGAAAAACGAGGAAGAGGAAGAGGAUGAUGACGACGAUGAUGACGAUGAAGAUGAAGAUGACGAUGAUGAAGAUGAUCAAAUCUCUUCAGAUGAAGAAUCGUGGGAGUCGUCGUCAUCGGACUAAAGCACUCCCUCAUGGUUGACGGACUAAUUAUCUUGCUUUGUGAUUAUAAUGGUAUUGGGCAUUGAGGCGUAUAAAAGGUGGGGAAAAAAGAAGGUUCACAGGCCCAGCAGAAAAAAAAAAGAAAAGCAGACGGGGCGGGAUGGAUCCGCCCUGCGGCGUGAGAGAAAAAGAGAAAAAGAUGCGAGCGAAUAUCGGCCGGGGUUGUCUGUUAGCCCCUUUGAAACAGGCCAAGCUCGCAGCGUUACAGGCAGAAUUGCCCGUCCUUGUAUAAGACUCUGAGCUGAACACAUAGCUUUAUCGGCACAUAGAACAGGUCUCUGUUUCGGUGACUUCUAGAUAUUUGUUUACACGUUUGGGUAAGAGACGGCAUUACCAUUUAAGCGACGAAGUGCGAUGAAGCUCAAAAGUUGUUGCUUGAACUGACAUUCCCGCUCUCCCCUCGGUCUCC
This is a messenger RNA of Gaeumannomyces tritici R3-111a-1, 4656 nucleotides long. RefSeq lists its product as hypothetical. Bases 1230 to 4208 code for a protein of 992 amino acids. The transcript is spliced from 2 exons. NCBI's taxonomy places the organism in Eukaryota, Fungi, Ascomycota, Sordariomycetes, Magnaporthales, Magnaporthaceae. The record is from RefSeq and is a predicted model, not a curated record.